Molecule: messenger RNA, 4012 nt
Organism: Asterias rubens (European starfish)
Lineage: Eukaryota; Metazoa; Echinodermata; Asteroidea; Forcipulatida; Asteriidae
Product: serine/threonine-protein kinase STE20-like
Exons: 26
Coding region: 285-3812 (1175 amino acids)
Biological process (GO): protein phosphorylation; cell surface receptor protein tyrosine kinase signaling pathway; positive regulation of kinase activity
Cellular component (GO): signaling receptor complex
Molecular function (GO): transmembrane receptor protein tyrosine kinase activity; ATP binding
Source: RefSeq, a predicted model, not a curated record
ACGGUGUUACAUUGGAGGGAAGUGUGAACUGUACAUUAUACCAGUACAUUCUACAGUCAUCAGUUUAUGCGAUCCAAUGCUCAAAGACCUUCGCUUUAUGGACCCAAGGAUUAUAGCUGAAUGCAUGUGACGUUGCAAACCAACUUUCCUCCAACUACAGUUGUAACUGUGCGCUCCAGAAUUAACCAAAGUUUCGUCAGUUGAUUUGUAUUCAUGUUAAGCGUAUCUAAUGAUACAUUAUGGAGAACUACACUUUUAAGUGUAUGUGAAAUGGUUAUUCUUCAAUGGCGUCAUCGAUAGUGAACUCCAUUCUUCUUGUGCUUGUGGUCGUUGUGCGCAUGUCAUGGUGUAAUGCGCAGGACAGCAACUCUGCUUUGCAACUCCUGGACUUCAGCGUUACCAAAGCGGAACCACCAAAAUACAAAGUCGGAAAACCAACCACCAUCACAUUCAGGGCAAACAUUCAGAACACUGGACCCACAGCAUUAAGCCCCUCACGUUCAGUUUGUGUAAUCUUCUUUGACAUCUCAACGGGGACAGAAAAUAGUAGAAACGUUGGCCAGGUUAAUAUUAGUUAUCCAGUAGGACUCGCACCCGGCCAGGUACAUCAUUUGACACGCGAGACUGUGGACAUAACGCUCACACACGAAGCGUGCCCUGGCGGGAAUACGUCCGGACCGAGGCAACUUUGUGCCGGAGUUAAGUCAGACGGGGCUACGACGGGCACACCUUACUGUCUUGAUUUUGAGGAGAUUGACGAAGGGGGAGCUGGGGAGAUUGACUGUGGUGAAGUUCCCAUCCCGCCGUAUGUAAUAGGACUCCCGGUCGGUCUUGUGUUGCUACUGGUGGCAAUGGUGGUCUUCUUUUUGGUGUGGAAGAAAUGCUGCCGUACAACGACCAAUGUUGAGUCGUCACGGAUGGCUGAUACGCGUGCGAGAUUAAUGAGUCUCCCACAUAUUUACGUUGACCCUUCUACACUCACCGAUGAACCAGCAUACGAUUCUACAAUAACUAAAGAAAACGGCUCGCAAAACACAGGAUAUCAAGUUGAGAACGAGGCUGAAAAUCCAUAUUCCACCAAUUUGCCCGUGCUUGAGCCUGGUAACAAAACACCACAACUGUCAGACCUAAUGCGGAAACGACCCAGUCAGCCUAACGUGUAUACCAUUGAAGAAGGGACCUUUUGUGCCGAUCCGACAAUAAUGGAAGAACCAUUGGACGCCGAGAACUCAUUCCAAAUAGAGGGCGCUACCGUGGAUGACUCAGCUACUGACCGGAAAUCUCUUGCUAUUUCUGGUUUGGUAGACAAAUCACACGAAACAGUCGUAGAUGCCACACCACGCUCUGUAGAGAUAGCGCACAGUGCUGCACUAGAAUCUAUACCGGAUUCGGAUUCUACUCAAGGUGAUAUUUUGGAACAAUUCCCCUCACACACGUGUCUUGUUGUCGACACAAACGAUACUAUACACCAAACAGACAAUCUGGCUCGGGGCUCGGUUCCUGGCGUCAGUCAACAUUUUGAACAUGAUCAGGACCCUGAGCAAGACCGGAAUCUUAAUCCGAUUCCGGAACAGGAGACCGAUGCCUUCACCAUCAUCGUUCCUGAUGUGUCGUCAGUCAUCCAGGAAUCAUUGAAAAAGCCAACUCCAGUGCCAAAGCCAAGGAACUCAAUGACAGGAAACAACCCUGAUGUCAGUAGCGAAGACCACCAAGCUAAAACUGAGGAGCCGAUCCAAUACUCUGACAAUCCUUAUCUUCCGCCUAAACCAAGGGUGUCAGCCCGUCCCAAACCGAGUGCGAAGCCCCGAGUGCCUUCGCUUCAUAUUGAAAUAGACAAACCGAACCCUCAGCCUCCACCACGACCAGCAAGAUCCAGCAUCGGAAUAUCACCAUCGAAAGUGGACCAUGUCGUGCUGAAAGAAGCCGUUGAGGAGGCAGUCAAGGGAAUGAACAAACGGUCGGUCUCUGACAUUAAAACUCCCGUCCACCUACGAGCUGAGGACAUUGAACCAACUGCAAAAACGCUGGACCCAAGCAAUCCCGAUUUCAUCGACGCUGUCAUGCAGAACUACCUAUCACUCAUGUACGAAGUGUCCAGAGAGGAAGAGGAGUAUCAAACACAAAUGAAAAGGGAAUUGGAGAGGAUUGAAUCUAAUACACUGACUGUUGAACCCCAAAUGGAAUAUCGGCGUAAGUCUCUCUCAGCCCAGUUGACUCUGAACAUGAGUAGAAAGCCAAAUCGUGACUCUGAUGUCUACGUGAACCAGUGGAAUAAGUCGUGGGAGUUUAAGCGAAAUUUCCUGGAUGUGGAUAUGACCACGCCCCUUGGGGAGGGGCAGUUUGGAAAGGUGUACAAGGGCAAGGCAACAAUGUUUCAAGGUUGUAUAUGCGACUUGGAUGUGGCGGUAAAGGUCAUGAAAGAUGAUGUUGGUAAUGAUGCUAAGGAUGAAUUCUUGAAGGAGUUGGCCAUUCAUACAAUCCUCAAACCCAACCCUCACGUGGUGCAGCUUAUUGGCUGUUGUAUUCGAGAUGAUCCUAUUUUCAUCAUAACCGAGUACCUCUCAGGUGGAAACCUCCUGCAAUACCUCCGGGGUCGACCAUCCCAUCUGACCGGGCGAGAGUUUGUGCAGCACUACGUCGCUAAGUUUGGUCUGCAUAUCGCACGUGGGAUGGCAUAUGUAGCCAGCAUGAAAAUCGUCCACCGUGACCUCGCAGCUCGUAACAUCCUCAUCAGCGAGCACGAAGUCUGCAAAGUGGCCGACUUCGGCUUCGCUCGGGAUAUCUUCGGCUUGGCCUACUAUCCUAAAGCACCCGAUAGAGCACCGAUACGCUGGUACGCACCGGAAGCCAUCAUGGAUGACAUGUUCAGCACCAAAUCAGACGUGUGGUCAUUCGGCAUUCUCCUUUUUGAAAUAGCAACGCUGGGUAAGAGAGCCCCUUACCAUGGCAUGGACAACAACCAGGUACGGUUCAGUGUCUCUGCUGCCAGGCACCCAAAACGUCCAGUCAACUGUGACAACCUGCUCUUUCAAAUAAUGGAGAAAUGUUGGGCAAAAGAUCCAGAUGAUCGACCUACCUUCCGUGAGCUGGUCAUUAUGUUUGAAGGAAUCCAAGGCAAUUACCCAAAACCAAGUGAAACCGAUCUUAAUCCCUCCGAUCCUAAUCCCCGUCGAGAGGUCAAUACCGAAUCACGUCAAAAGGUCAACCCUUAUCCCCGUAACAUUGGCGCUAAACCUGAUCUCCCUCCAAGAUUAAAGAUUAACUCCGUUCCAGAGAUUAAGGUUAAUCAAGAAUCAGAGGUCAGCUCCGAUCCCCAGCACGAUGACGGCUCCGAUUCCCAUCACGAGGUCAACUCCGAUCGCCAAUCAGAGGUCAACUCCGAUCCCCAAUUCGAGGUCAGUUCCGAUCCACAUUCCGAGGUCAGCUCCGAUCCCCAUCACGAGGUCAACUCCGAUCCCCAAUUCGAGGUCAGUUCCGAUCCACAUUCCGAGGUCAGCUCCGAUCCCCAUCACGAGGUCAACUCCGAGACCUAUCUCGAGGUCAACUGCGAUCCCCAAUCCGAGGUCAGAUCCGAUCCCUAUCCUGAGGUCAAAGACAAUCCUUCCACGGCUAAUAAUAAUCUGCAACCAGACAUUAUUUUUGGUCUCAAACUAGAAGUCGAUACAAUUCCCAGUUCCGAGCUCACAUCUGAUCGUGAUUCCGAGCUAAAUCCCGAUUCCGAUCCCGAGGCUGAUCCUGAUUCCCUUGCAGAGAUCGUCACCGGUGACGUCAGUCCGGAUGAAAGCGAAAUAGACGAGGAGGAAUCUUUUUAAACCCGUGACGUUAAUGUCACGUGAUGCCUCAGUCAAUGCACAUAAUGGUCGGCUUAUUGCACCUAUAGUUGCCAACUAGACAGAGUUUCUGCGCUAGGAGUGUCACCUUGUGUUAAACAUGGCGCAUUAAAGGCAGUGGACACUAUUCGUAAUUACUCAAAUCAAUUAUCGGCAUAAAACCUUACUUGGUAACAAGUAAU